AUGGCCUCUGGGGUGGUGGUUUCUGACAGUGUCAUCAAAAUGUUCAAUGACAUGAAGGUGCCUAAGUCCUCAACACCAGAGGAGGUGAAGAAGCACAAGAAGGCAGUACUUUUCUUCCUGAGCGAGGACAAGAAGGACAUCAUCCUCGAGGAGGGCAAGGAGAAACUGGUAGGUGAUGUGAGCCGGACUGUAGACGACCUCUACGCCAUCCUUGUCAAGAUGCUACCAGACAAGGACUGCCGCUAUGCCCUCUAUGAUGCAACCUACGAGACCAAGGAGAGCAAGAAGGAGGACCUGGUGUUUAUCUUCUGGGCACCUGACUCUGCACUCCUUAAGAGCAAAAUGAUUUAUGCCAGAUCCAAGGAUGCCAUCAAGAAAAAGAGGACCGGGAUCAUGCAUGAAUUAUAA
Molecule: messenger RNA, 408 nt
Organism: Nyctereutes procyonoides (raccoon dog)
Lineage: Eukaryota; Metazoa; Chordata; Mammalia; Carnivora; Canidae
Product: cofilin-1-like
Exons: 1
Coding region: 1-408 (135 amino acids)
Biological process (GO): cell motility; actin filament severing; actin filament fragmentation
Cellular component (GO): lamellipodium; actin cortical patch; actin cytoskeleton
Molecular function (GO): actin filament binding
Source: RefSeq, a predicted model, not a curated record